AUUUCAUGCUUUAUUUUUUUUUUUAAAUAAAGAAUUAGGAAGCACAGGGAGGCGAGGCAGGGUAGAAUCCCGGCAGGAUAAUUUCCGCUUCCGGUGCCAAAGGGCAAGUGGAAUGUAAACACGGCACCACGAAGUGUUUCAGGUAACUGGCUGCGGGUUGGUGGUGGAUAGCAGAGGAGAGGGAAGCGAGAGUUUUACAGAAUGGCUUCCUUUGGGUGGAAGAGGAAGAUUGGUGAGAAGGUAUCCAAGGCCACGUCCCAGCAGUUUGAAGCCGAGGCGGCCGAUGAGAAGGACGCGGCUGAGAGUGAGGAUGGGAACUGGCUCCACGCCAGCAAACGGAGGAAGGAGACGCUGCAGGCGGGCUGCAGGCAGAGGAGCAGGCAGCUCAAGGACGAAGGGGCCCAGCUGGCUGAAAACAAGCGAUACCAGGAGGCAAUUCAGAAGUGGGACGAAGCACUGCAGCUGACCCCAGACGAUGCCACCCUUUAUGAGAUGAAAUCACAGGUCCUGAUGUCUCUUCAUGAAAUGUUCCCAGCAGUACAUGCAGCAGAAAUGGCUGUCAAGCGUAACCCACACUCAUGGGAGUCUUGGCAAACUUUAGGUCGAGCUCAGCUUGGAUUAGGGGAGAUAGUCCUGGCGAUUCGAAGCUUUCAGGUGGCCCUCCACAUACAUCCAGGGAGCCCCGAGCUGUGGAAGGAAGACCUGUUGUGGGCAAGAAAGCUCCAGGAGCAGCAGAAAGUAGCACAGAGGAUUGAAAAGAAAGAAAUGCCCCCGGAAGGACCGGACCUCUCCCCAGGCUCCAUCCCGGACUAUGACUUCGAGAGCGAUGAGAUUGUUGCUGUCUGUGCAGCUGUGGCGGAAAAACAGAAGUCGGCAUCUGCAAAUAAAACAAUGGUUAUCGUGUCGGCGUCUGGGACUGUAGAGAUCGUAAACGAGAAGGGAGAGGGCUCUUCCACCCCGGAUGGCUCCGUCUUUAUCAAAGCCCGAUGAAGCCAUACACAGUGGAAAAUAUUUGAAUCCUUUUUUUCUUUUUGGUUGUUACUUAAAGCUUAGAUGACAUAGGGAUAUGCACUGUGGAGGAAGGGGGAAAGUCCUGUUUUAAAAUGAGGUUUUUUUUUUAGAUGAAACAUGCAAAAAUCAAGUUGUGGAAUUACUCUUUAGUGAGUGGACUGUACUUCUGUAACUUUCAAUAUGUACUUAAGGUUAGCAUCUUAUGUGAAAUGUGUUUUGACUGAUAAGCAUUUAAUUUGUCUGUAUGGGAGAGUACCCUCAAAGGCAGUGUUUGGAAAGUGCGCUCUUGAAUAGUGUAUCCUGACGGGCGUGUGACCACAGUGCUCACAUGGAGACUUUGCUGUGUGAUAAAGGAGGUGUGUGCUUCCUUUCCCUCCUGUAAAUCUGCUGUUGUCAUUCUCCUAUUUUUCUUGCUUCACCAGUGUAAGUUUUCAUCAAGAUUGAAUAUUUCUGGCAUCCAUUUGGAUUCAAAGUGAUUGCUUCAUUAUAUGUGAAUAUUUGAAAUAUUUGAAGUUUGCCUAAAAAUGCAUGCAGAUGUAUGUGUCCUGAACAUUUCUUUGAAGGUUUGUUGUCCUUGUUAUUCUAAUGUUCUAAUUUGUGCUUCUGUUUUGACUUUAAAGUUAAGAAGUGGUGAGUGUCUUCUUCAGUAUGUGAUAACUGUGGAUACCGGUGUGCUAGAGAUGCAUUCAUUUUACUGUUACGAGUGAGACAUCUUUACCACAAGUCAGUCCUUUUGUAAAGAUGAAUGGCAUUUGCUGAUUGUCAGUAAAGUCUAUUCCUGCAUCA
Messenger RNA from Apodemus sylvaticus (European woodmouse), 1797 nucleotides. RefSeq names its product tetratricopeptide repeat domain 33 (gene Ttc33). Gene Ontology annotation, molecular function: protein binding. The coding region runs from base 202 to 990 and encodes 262 amino acids. The record is from RefSeq and is a predicted model, not a curated record. The transcript has 5 exons. NCBI's taxonomy places the organism in Eukaryota, Metazoa, Chordata, Mammalia, Rodentia, Muridae.